Schistosoma curassoni is the source of this 730-nucleotide messenger RNA. NCBI's taxonomy places the organism in Eukaryota, Metazoa, Platyhelminthes, Trematoda, Strigeidida, Schistosomatidae. The record is from the annotation of a GenBank genome assembly.
CUUGCUUUUAUCGACGUCAGCAUUUUCAAAACCUUGCGUUACAGACGAAAAUGGAUUGUGUCCUUGCACCACUAUUUGCAAUAGUUGAGUGCCCUAGACUAAAAAUAAAGAAACCUAGUUUCAUAACAUGGCCGUCUCCAAUGGUUUUCUUUUCCGUUCUCAUCCUUAGUUACUUUUUAGUCACAGGUGGGGUCAUUUACGAUAUGAUCGUUGGACCGCCAAGCAUGGGGACGGAAACGGACUCCAGGGGCAAUCAAAAACCGGUAGCUAUCAUGGUUUGGCGCCUAAACAGUCAAUACAUACUCGAAGGACUUGCAGCCAGUUUUAUGUUUGUUAUGGGGAGCUUCGGAUUUAUCGUAAUGGAUAAAGUCAAUGAGGCCAAGGUCACGAAGUUAAACCGUAUAUUACUGAUGGCACUAGGAAUCGGAUGCAUCUUAGUAUCGUUGCUUACCUUACGGAUUUUUAUCAGUACUAAAUUACCGUCCUACAUGCGGUGAUUUCCUAACAAUUAUAAAUAACUUGAAGACCGUUUCGUGCUAAAUCAAGUCGCUAACUCCCGUGUAAUUCAGUUUCCGAAGUCACAUGGUUUUUUUAUUAUAGAACUUCUUGUAUUUCUUCAUAAGUUAUAACAAAAUUUCACAUAUAUAUGUAUUAUCUCAAAAAUCGUUCGGGCAAUUUAGAAUAUAAAGCCUCCUUCCAGUCGCCACCGUUUGCCAUGUAUGCUAACAUU